AUGGAUAUUGAUCUCUUGUGGGCUCUUGGGGGGUGGUUUCUUGUUCCUGAUUGCAUGGCAGCAUUUAGAACAACAACAAUCUCUGAAACCUCCACAAAAUCACACCCUUUUCUUCUCUUUCUAGCCCUUCUCUUCAUCCUCCUCAUCCUUGUCCACCCUGCUCACCAGUCAAGGCCUUCAGCCAUGGAUUCUUCAAACAUUACUCCAUCCCAAAGGCUCCUCCUCUCUUCAGACUCAUCUCCCACUUCCACUGUGAACCUGCACCCCAAGCAGACCCAUGCCUCUUCUUCUCCCUCUUCUUCCUCAUCCGCGGCGUCUUCUCGUAGAGAGUUUAAAGCCGGUGCUCAUGAAGUCCCCAGCGGCCCAAAUCCGAUAUCGAACAGGUAA
Vitis riparia (riverbank grape) is the source of this 387-nucleotide messenger RNA. Its product is annotated as CLAVATA3/ESR (CLE)-related protein TDIF-like. The record is from RefSeq and is a predicted model, not a curated record. Gene Ontology annotation, cellular component: apoplast. The transcript has a single exon. Gene Ontology annotation, molecular function: receptor serine/threonine kinase binding. The coding region runs from base 1 to 387 and encodes 128 amino acids. NCBI's taxonomy places the organism in Eukaryota, Viridiplantae, Streptophyta, Magnoliopsida, Vitales, Vitaceae. Gene Ontology annotation, biological process: xylem development.